AUGUACUCUUCGUCUCUCCGCCAGAUUCUUCUCGCUCUCGCCCUGUGCACGGGCUCGGUUCUCGUCCAUGCUGCACUGAUGCGCCCUACACACACCGUCAAACAUUUCUUCGACACUCGGGCAGAAAAACUGAAUCCACCCACCAGCCACUUGAACCGCGUUGCGCUGGCCGACCCCGUACCCAUGACCAACGCAAAGCGAUUGGCACGCGGUCUCUCGCCGAAUAGGCCACGUUUCCAUCAGCAUGCACGUCGUGUCGUCCCAUCUGCUGUGGCUGCAGUGUCAGCAUGCACAACACAAACCGGGAAGAUCGCUGUCGCCGCUGCGAACAUCGCCGCAGGGGCGUUCGUAUCCCGCAUUCCAAACCAAUACGGAGAAUACGGCAUAACCCCGCAGGCGUCGGACGCCCUGAUUGUGCAAUUCACCCAAUGUGGGGCCGACGGACCUGUAACCAUCGAGACCCAGAAUGGCGCGGCCGAUUACCUGUUCCUCGGCGCAGUGGAGGGGUUCGAGAGUACUUCUUCCGAUCUUGCUCUUGGAUCGGCCAAUUAUGCCUACCUGAGUGGCACCGCGCAAACCGACCCUGGAGCGGUCCCGCAAGCGGUGGGCAAUACUUUCACGGACGCGACCGCUCUCACAGAAGGCGUGGAAAGCGCCAUCUGGUAUGUAGACAGCACCACGGGGGUAAUUAGCGUACAAUGGAUCAACGAAGAUGGGAGUUCACCUGCCACCACAAUCCUAUACAGUGAAGGAGCCGGCGCGUUCGUGCUGACAGGCGAUCCGAACGAGUUCGUUUCAGUGUAUGGUCAAUCGCCUACAGUGACACUCACCUUCGUCUCGUCCUGA
Molecule: messenger RNA, 846 nt
Organism: Fibroporia radiculosa
Lineage: Eukaryota; Fungi; Basidiomycota; Agaricomycetes; Polyporales; Fibroporiaceae
Exons: 6
Coding region: 1-846 (281 amino acids)
Source: RefSeq, a predicted model, not a curated record